AUGGAGGAGAGCCAGUUUGAUGCUGUCAUCUUCGGGACAGGGCUGGUGGAGAGCAUGACGGCCGCUGCCCUAUCGAAAGCAGGCUACAAAGUCGCUCACAUUGACGUCAAUCCCUACUACGGCGGUGACGAAGCGAGUCUUUCGCUCGAGGAGUUUGUACAAUGGGCAGAUCAAGUAUCGAGCUCGAGUUCAGAGCCCUCGAACCCUCCACCUCGUUUCCAACGUGUCUCCCGAUCCCCCGAGGUACCCCCUCAAUCGCGCCAGUACUCCAUAUGCCUCCAACCCGCUGUCAUACCUUCAACAGGGCCCCUGAUCGCGUCGCUAGUGUCCUCUGGGGUGGCCAAAUAUAGUGGGUUCCGGCUGGUGGACUGUGUCAGCGUGUACGAUUCUUCGGGUCGCGUAAAGAGUGUACCAGGGAGCAAGGAGGAUAUCUUCAAGAGCAAGGAGAUUAGCUUGAUUGAGAAGAGGCGGUUGAUGCGGUUUUUGACAUUCGCUGCCGGCGAUCUGGAAGGCAGGCAGGAGCUCGAAGGGAAACGGGACACGCCCUUUGUCGAGUUCUUGAAGACGACGUUUACGUUGAGUGACGAGAUUGCGAACGUCAUUGCAUACUCGCUUGCCUAUUGCAUGUCUGCGACAGAACCGACGUUCCCCACUCUUCGGCGACUGCAGCAAUACUUACGAUCUGCUGGAAGAUAUGGGCCGUCACCUUUCUUAAUCGGACAUUAUGGCUGCCUCGGCGACAUUGCGCAAGGAUUCUGUCGAGCCGCAGCUGUCAGUGGAGCAGUCUACAUCUUAGGCAGAAAGGUCACCAACAUUUCGCGUGCAUUCCUAACGAAGACGGAAGAGAAGGACGAUUUUCCCUCCUCAUCGGACGAGAAAGAGAAACUAGCUUUUAAUUACAACAUCGAUCUCGAAGAUUUCCCCGACACGCUGUCCUGCAACUUAAUCAUCUCGUCGCCUACAUAUAUUCCGUCGGCUUUGAGAGAAGAAACCCUUCAAGUCCCCUCGCCUUCUCGAGAGUUUGACUCGAACGUAUCGUGUCUUGCGCGUUGCGUAGCCAUCCUAGAUCAAGCCCUCGCGCUCCGAAUGCAAGACCCCCAGCCCUCUACGCCAGAACCAACGGAAGAAGACGAAGAAGACUCCCAGACCGCUGAGACUGCACCCAAGGCCGUUGGUGUUGACACGGCGAUACUUGUAUUUCCGCCUUCGUCUGUUGCAGGAGGCUCCACUGCGCAUUCGGCGGCUGUUCUAAUCAACGGAGAAGGUAGCCUGUCGACGCCUAGGGACAGAUGGCUAGUCUACAUUACGCUUCCUCUCUCUCAGCAGCCAGAGGCGUCGACAUCGGCUGAAGCGCUCCUUAAACCCUACCUGGAUGCCUUACUCCUGCUGUCCGCCGAUCCCUCUCAUUCACCCAUUAAGCCACUGUUUACAGCCUUCUACCUUGAGAAUCCUGGGCCUCAAUUGACUACCCCAGGCUCGUCCAUGGACACAGAAUCUAGCAGCUACCUUGUUCUAGCGCCUUUACCUUUAGUCUCUCUGCCUGAUUUUCCGGACGAGGCAGCUCUGAAUGCUGAAAGCACGUUCAAGCAAGCAAUUAAGUUUCUGCGGUCCAUCAGCAAAGAGAACAAAGAAGAUGAGGAGGAGCUUGGUUUCUGGCCACCGUUGCCAGCAGACGAGGAUGCCGAUGAUAAUGAAUGGUAA
Messenger RNA from Cyclocybe aegerita, 1701 nucleotides. The record is from the annotation of a GenBank genome assembly. Lineage: Eukaryota; Fungi; Basidiomycota; Agaricomycetes; Agaricales; Hemipholiotaceae.